CAACUCGAUUGUGUGAUUGUAUAUUUAUCUCCACUUCCGUCACAUCCUUGAAGCCAUCUGGAACCGGCGACCUGCAUCGACACAUCACUUCACUGCGCGCAACCAUGGCUUUCGGCAGAUCUAAUUCAUUAAGUCUGAAUACUGGUGCUGCAAACUCCCUGUUGUACGUAAACGAUACCUAAACAUGCGUCGAUCGGCCAUCACCUUCAUCCCAGGCGCGCUGACGAUUGUCCCUUCCUCAAACAGCGGCAACACCGCUGCCUCCAACACACAGCAGUCCCAGCCGAGCACUACCGGCCUGUUUGGCGCCGCACCUGCAGCUUCCUCUCAACCACAGCAAUCUGGCGGCCUCUUCGGCUCUGCUGCUCCGACAUCACAACCUCAGCAGUCGGGUGGUCUCUUUGGAGCCGCCAACAACACUGCUCAACCUGCAAAACCCACCCUCAGUCUCUUUGGAAACAACUCAGCUACUGCCUCGAGCACACAACCACAGCAACAACAAUCAGGAGGUCUCUUUGGAGGUGUAACCGCCAACAACAAUAACACAACGAAUACCGGCGGCAUGUUUGGACAAUCUAGCAACCAGUCUCAACCCCAGAACAAGCCUACUAUGUUCGGUGCCACGAACACCGGCUUGAGUAUGUUUGGAGGCAGCGCCGCCCAACAAUCAAACAACAACAACAACUUCGGAUCGUCGCUUCUAAAUCCUCUCGGCAACUCAACUACCAGACCUCUAGCUGGAACCCUCACAAUGGGCCAGAACAACACCCAAAACAGCACGCAACCCGGUGUCAAGAUCGACAUGUCAAACCUACGUCCGACUACGCGCUUCAGUGACCUGCACGACGACCUCAAGAAAUCAAUCGAGUCCAUCGACGCCUUCAUUAGACAACAAGAGUCGUUUGCUACACAAUGCGAGGGUAUGAUUGGUCGCCACGCCGCAGAUGUCGAGAGCAUCAAGCCCGACGUCGACCUCAUCCAGAACAAGAUCGAGACGGUCGAGCUUGCCCUUGAGAAUGACGGAGCAGCUAUCGAGAAUGCAAAGGAACUGGUCCAGAGAGACGCUAGCGACCUUAUCAGGGUUGCGCGCAUGGCCGAGAACUUGCAACUCCCUCAACAAUAUCACUACGGAAGAAGCAGUAGACCUUCAUCUACCGACGACGAGUACGACAUUGAUCUGGUUGGCUACUUUGGCAAGCAGGCCGAAGUCAUGCAAAAGACCCUCGACACAUACACCUCUCACCUCGCUGAGAUCGAAGCCCAUCUUCGUGUUGUGGAAGGAAGUACCGUACACCAAGCACAUCAACUUGCUGCUCAAAGGGCAGGUGGCCGUGCUGGCAACAGUGCGGAUAAUGUACGGGAGUUGGCAGAAACUCUUCGCGGCUUCGAGAGUGGUAUUCUGGGUGCCGCAGGUCUGGUCGGCUCCUGCAGAGAGGGCGUUAAUGAGCUGAUACUCGGCAAAAUCAGCAACGAUCCCCGAGAAAGUGUCGGAUACGGAGGUAGAAGAUCUGUCAGAUUCUAAGCAGUCUUAGAAAUGCAAGAGGAGGAGCUUAUUGAGCAGCUCUUCGUUUGGGUUGACGUCAAGCACCUGUCAGAUCAAGUGCCACGCCUAUCGUGAUCAGAUAGUCAUUAUGAAACCAGACACGUGCCUCAUACACGUGAUCAACCACGAUAAGAAAGGCAAGAUUCGAGACUUGAGACGCGAUCAAAGAGACGCCAUUUCCAGGGCGAAUUGUGCAAUCGCUCAUGUGUUUCGCACCAUUCGCGCCAACCCCAGAUUUCCAAGAAGCAACGACCAUGUCCACCCGGUUCGCACCUCCUUCUUUCGAUCUUCGAGUCGACUCUCUGAGAUGGACCAUCAACUGUCAGUGGAAUGUAUAUCGAGCUCAGACCUAUGAUUGUUAAGCCACUUUGCGUUCUAGGCGCACUUAUGCCUACGAGAUGGAUUGUUUGAUGGCAGUCUCCGCCAGUAUCAACGGCCGCACGGUCUUUCCAGUCAAGCACGCG
Aureobasidium subglaciale EXF-2481 is the source of this 2007-nucleotide messenger RNA. RefSeq lists its product as uncharacterized. Lineage: Eukaryota; Fungi; Ascomycota; Dothideomycetes; Dothideales; Saccotheciaceae. Gene Ontology annotation, molecular function: structural constituent of nuclear pore. The transcript is spliced from 3 exons. The record is from RefSeq and is a predicted model, not a curated record. Gene Ontology annotation, cellular component: nuclear pore. The coding region runs from base 185 to 1522 and encodes 445 amino acids. Gene Ontology annotation, biological process: nucleocytoplasmic transport.